CCACAUGUUUCUCUGAGCUGACCUAUUUGUUUCCUAAAGGGAAACUUUCUUAACGCGAAAACGUCCAACUUAUACGAUUGUUUAUCGAGUAAAGUGAGAACCGUCUCUCAAGCGGCCGCUCGCAGUGUGUGCAAAAUUACUGCAUGUUUCCCAGAAUAAGAGAAAAUCCGCACCAGCCUCGUAUUUCAGCUACAAUCGUGGAAAAGUUUGUUUUCCGAGAGGAACAGAAGUAAGACGUUAAUUCGUUGGCGACGCCGCUUUCCUCUUUCCUCUUCUGCGUGCUCUCCCUCUCUGGCUCUUCACACAUCUGGAAGCGCUGCUGCUCUUACGGUGUGCUCGGGCGGUUUUGAGACGCUUUCGUACGCUGGGCUUUGGCUUUAACUCUCUCGGAUACUUUCGGAAGAAGCGCAGCACGUGAACGCUUGCUUCGUGAAUCCAGAGAGCACGAUUUUUGUGAAUCACAGGUCACGCGUUUCUAGCUGGGUCUGUAAAAGCCAUUCAGGGUCGGGCCAGGGUUUUGGGAUCUGGUUGAAGAGAUGGGUCGGCGCCGCGGCCUGCCGGACCUGCUGUGUUUGGUUCUGCUGGGCUGGACUCUGGUUCGAGGUCAGGCGGAUCUGAAGCCGGAUGAGGAGGACGGAGAGGCGGAGGAAGCCAGGAACGUGGAGCCGAUAUCUUGUCCGGAGAAAUGCAGCUGCAGCGAGGAGGGAGCGGUGGACUGCAAUGGAGUCAGUCUGACCGAAUUCCCACAGGAUUUAUCCGAACAGACCCGUCAGCUGUCCCUGCAGAACAACCAAAUCGCCGAGGUCACGGUGGAGCAUCUGUCACGUCUUCAGCAGCUGGAGACCCUAAACCUACAGAACAACCGGCUCACCACACAAGGCCUUGACGAUGAAGGGUUUAAUAUUCUGGAAAGGCUGAGUUAUUUAUACUUGGCAAAUAAUAAGCUCACAGCAGCUCCCAGACACCUCCCUCCGUCUCUGGUCAGUGCUGAUUUCGCUGCUAACCAGCUGACCAAAAUCUAUCCCAAUACCUUCGGCGAGAAGCCGGCUCUGAAAUCGGUGUAUCUCCAUAACAACAAGCUAACAGAUGCCGGUCUGCCAGAGAACAUGUUUAAUGGAUCAGACAACCUGGAGAUCCUCAUUAUGUCCAGUAAUUUCCUCCGUUAUGUGCCUAAGGGUCUGCCCACCGCCCUUUACCGCCUACACCUGAAGAACAACAAGCUGGAGAAGAUUCCCGCAGGCGCGUUCGAUAAUUUGUUCCAUCUUCGAGAACUUUACCUGCAAAACAACUUCUUGAGUAACGACGGCAUGGACAACGAGACCUUCAGUAACUUGAACAGUCUGGAAUACCUGGACUUGUCCAAUAACAACCUGACCACGGUUCCCCUCGGCCUUCCUCGAAAUCUCAUCCUGCUUCAUCUGGAGAAGAACUCCAUCCAAAGCAUCACGAUAAACGCGUUGACGUCCACCCGAAACCUGGAGUACCUGCUCCUCCACAACAACCGCCUCCGCUCCCGCUCCAUCCAUCCGGCCGCCUUCCAGGGCCUCAAACGCCUCCACACCGUCCACAUGUACAACAACCUCCUGGAGCGGGUUCCCCGAGGCCUUCCCCGCCGCGCCAAGACCCUCAUGCUGCUCCACAACCUCAUCGGCGAGAUCGGACGCAACGAUCUGAUCACGCUCUACACCCUGACGGAGCUCAACCUCAGCUACAACCGUCUCACCAGCGCCAAGCUCCACAGGGAGGCCUUCAGGAAGCUCCGCAUCCUGGAGACCCUGGAUCUGUCGGGAAACAAGCUGCAGACGCUGCCGUUGGGUCUUCCCAAGAGCCUACAGGUCUUGAAGGUGAAGGACAAUCAGAUGAGCGAGGUACCGGAGGGAGCUCUGACGGGAAUGAGCUCGCUGAGGGAGCUCUACCUGACCAACAACCAGCUGAAGCUGAACUCCAUCUACCAGGGAGCCUGGCAGGAGCUGAGCGCGCUCACGACGCUGGAUCUCUCCGGUAACAUGCUGUCACACGUUCCUCCGGACCUGCCCGAGUCUCUUGAGUUCCUUCACCUGCAGAACAACAGAAUCAGCUCGGUUUCUUCCACAGCCUUCCUCAACACGCCCAACAUCAAAGGCAUCUUCCUCAGGUUUAACCGCCUCUCAGUCCAUUCGGUGUCCGAAGAGUCUUUUUCUCACCUGUCCAAGCUUCAGGUGUUGGACGUCGGCCACGGAAACAUCUCUCCCAACCGAGGCCGAGCUGGAGAGCAUGAGGAGGAAGAGGAGGAGUUACCUUACGAGGAAGAGGAGGCCAAACAUUCAUGAGCCACGGAUGGAAAGAUAAAACCCCCUGAACUUUCCCUCACUCGAAAAUAAAAUAAAAAGGACAACCAGAGACAACCUGCUGACAGAAAGUGAUUCCUUCCGAACGCAGUGUUUGAAUACAUCUGAGUGCAUUGGAAGAUAUUUUUAAGACGCAAGAAAGUUAAAUAUUAAUUGCGCUACUACUAAUUUCUGUCUACCAAUUUUAAUUUGGCUUUGUAUUGUAAUAGGAUGCAUUAGGUCAGAAAACCAAAGUCAUGUGCAUUGAUAUCUGGUGCAGGAUGCCGGAAAAGUUGUAUUGGUUGUCUUUUAUUUUUUUUGUUUUUGUGGUGUUUGCUCAGUCACGGCUCAUUGUGUUUACAUGCAUACAACUGUUUUGUGCUAUGAAAUUAUAAUUUCUUUCUCCAGAAAAAAA
Molecule: messenger RNA, 2721 nt
Organism: Puntigrus tetrazona (Sumatra barb)
Lineage: Eukaryota; Metazoa; Chordata; Actinopteri; Cypriniformes; Cyprinidae
Gene: podn
Product: podocan
Exons: 10
Coding region: 537-2309 (590 amino acids)
Molecular function (GO): protein binding
Source: RefSeq, a predicted model, not a curated record